AUGAUUACUUCUGACAUAUCCGUCAUUGGCCUUUCGACUCUUCCCUUCAGUCUCUCUACUGCGGCUUGUGGCUUGUAUCUUAGUGCAGGCCUCGCGAAGGUCGCCGAUAAAUCUGAUACCACUCAUAAUCAAGUGCUCAUUUGGGGUGCCAAUGGCGGCGUCGGCAAACUAGCCGUCCAGCUUGCCAAGUUGUCUGGCUAUUCUGUCAUUGUGGUUACGUCGAGAGAUGAAACCAAGGCAGAGGUUGCAUCAAGGGGUGCUGACCAUGUUUUCUCGAAUUCCGAGUCGGACUUGGUAAGAAAGAUUCGUGCUGUUGCGCCAAAUCUGCGACACGCUUUCGAUACGGUUGUCACGGGUGACACCAUGGCUAAGAUUGUUGAAUGCUGUGAGAAGCCCGCAAAGGUGGCUGCCGCGAUCAAGUAUAAUGGACCUGAAAUCGACGGAGUUCAGAUAACCCCGGUCUACAGUGGUGAGAUCAUGGGAAAGACGAUGGGCGGUCUGCCAUCAGCAGCUGGGCUUGAACUUGGAAAGUGGCUUUGGGGGAAUCUUGACCAAUGGAUAAAGUCGAAUCAGAUCACGCCGCUCGAGUAUGAAGAACUUGAUGGACUUAAGAGUGUUCAGGAUGGCUUGGAGGUCCUAGAAAGCGGGAAAGCGCGCAGAAAGCUAGUCACGUAUAUUGUGUGA
This is a messenger RNA of Fusarium falciforme, 684 nucleotides long. RefSeq names its product PKS-ER domain-containing protein. The transcript is spliced from 3 exons. Bases 1 to 684 code for a protein of 227 amino acids. Lineage: Eukaryota; Fungi; Ascomycota; Sordariomycetes; Hypocreales; Nectriaceae. The record is from RefSeq and is a predicted model, not a curated record. Gene Ontology annotation, molecular function: oxidoreductase activity, acting on NAD(P)H.